GGAAAGAUGGCGGCGGCUCGAACAGACCGAGGGGUUCCUCUGAGCACACUUUCACCCAAGUUUCUUCAUACCAACUCCACCAGCCACACCUGGCCCUUCAGCGCUAUAGCUGAGCUCGUAGACAAUGCCUAUGAUCCAGAUGUCAGUGCCAAACAGUUCUGGAUUGAUAAGACUGUAAUAAGUGGAAAACUAUGCCUCACUUUUAUGGAUAAUGGAAAUGGCCUGGACCAUGGCGCCAUGCAUAAGAUGCUCAGCUUUGGCUACAGUGACAAAAUAGCAGUGAACGGAAAGGAACCCAUCGGAAUCUAUGGCAAUGGCUUCAAGUCUGGCUCCAUGCGUCUGGGAAAGGACGCCAUGGUUUUCUCAAAGUCAAAGAACACAUUGUGUGUUGGAAUGCUUUCCCAGACCUACCUGGAGAAGAUCAAUGCCAAGCAAAUAAUUGUACCGAUUGUUUGCUUUGAGCAUAGCGGAUCAAAGUUUUGUGUUAGAGAGGAACACAAAGCCAGCUUGCAGGACAUUCUGCGCUUCUCCCUUUUCACAACACAGGACCAGCUGCUGGAUGAGAUCAAUAUCAUUAGUACAUUCGGAUCCACAAAGAGAACGGGAACGCGGAUUAUCAUCUGGAAUCUUCGCAGCACAUCAAUUGGAUCACCGGAGUUUGAUUUCAAUAAGGACCGUUACGAUAUACGAAUUCCCUCUGAGGCUCUGGAGACGAGGAACGAUCCUUAUCAGGCUUCAUCACACACCCCCGAGAGUCUUUUCUCACUUCGGGCAUAUUGCAGUAUUCUGUACCUGAAGCCUCGGAUGCAGAUCGUACUGCGCGGCCAAAAGGUGAAAUCUCAGCUCAUUUGUAAGAGCCUGGCCUACAUCAUAAAGGACAACUACAAGCCCAAUUUUUUGAACAAAUCCAUUCGUAUAACAUUUGGGUACAACACCAAAAGUAAGGACCAGUAUGGUAUUAUGAUGUAUCACAAGAAUCGGCUAAUCAAAGCCUACGAGCGCGUGGGUUGCCAACUUAGGGCCAACGACGAAGGUGUUGGAGUCAUUGGGGUCAUAGAAUGUAAUUUCCUGGAUCCCACUCACAACAAACAGAGUUUUAACGAGACAGAUAAGUAUAGAAAAACCAUAAGCAAUCUGGGAAUCAAACUAAAGGAUUAUUGGAAAGAAAUCCGACAUCGGAAGACCAAAGAAGACCCAAACAGAACCGUAUCAUUGGAGGACACCCCAAAGCGACCAGAUCAGAACUGGGCACAGUGUGAUGAGUGUUUGCGCUGGCGUAAACUCCCAGAUGGCAUUGACAUCAGCAAGUUGCCGGAUAAAUGGUUCUGCCGCCUGAACCCAGACCCUCAGUACAGGAGCUGCAGUGUAGAAGAGGAGCCCGAGGACUCUGAUGAUGAGCAAUCCUACCAAAAGACCUACAAACAGCAAGAGAGGGAGGACAGACUUAAAGAGGAGCAGAAACUGCUGCUGAAAGUAAGACUUCAAGAGCAGCGUUCACCUGUUAUGAGCACACAUGGUGAGAUGCUUCGACAGCAGGAUGAAAGACCGAGGCAGCAGCGACAUGAAACAUCUCCCAUGACCCCUAUCACCCCGAGAAGCAAGUCCAUCCACAGCGGUGUCACAAGGGCUGAAACCUCGCUGCUGAAGUCUUCCGCCAUUCCACAAGCUGCCUGCAGUCCCUCCAGAUGUAGUGCUCUCCCAGUUAUUUCUAAUGUGUGCUCAUUGUCAGGAGACCCUCAGAGCAGUGGAAAAAGGACGCAUCCCGUUGCUCUACAAAGCAUGUCGAAAAGACUCAAAAUAAAUGUCCCGCAACAGAAUUCCUCUAGCACAACUAGAAUUGAAAAUGCAACUUCCCCCAUUGUGCCCGUUCCGGAAGCUCAUGCUGAAGACGACAGCGAUACCGACGACGACGUGCUCAUCUUGGAGACCGCUAGCACCCCCAAGCCAAAAAAUCCAGUCUGCAAUCUAAAUUUAGUGAAGACGGAAGAAGAGGAUAUUGAGAGUCUUCCCACUAUGCUGUUUGAGUGCAACAAUGAUGCUGCUGUGGAUGUGGCCCCAGGGGCAGCUGCUGACGUGUCUGCAGGCGCAGGAAGCAGGCCGCUCACAGACAUGGUCACCAUCACCACCCAGACAGAGGCACCCAAAGUGAAGCAAGAACAGGGUCCGAAGGAAAGUCAAGGUGGGCAGAGUGCGCCGACUAAUGGUGCUGCAGAGAGGAGGCCGGACUUGGACAUCCACAGCCAUAAGCAAAAAGAUAUUAAGCAGGAAGGCAGUGGGGAGAGUCACAGAGAGAAUGAGGGGCAGCGGGGCUUACAGAACGGAGAGACUCUUAUGGAGAACAGUGAAGCUCCUGGACCUUCUUAUGCAGAUCCCACCGUAAAUCAGUACCCCAGUAUGUCUGAGGCACAGAAACAACAAGACCAGCUCCUGGAGCUCAUGCAGGAUACUGCUAAGGAGAGAGACUGUUUCAAGAAUCAGGUCCUAAAGCUCACGUCUCAGCUUCAGAGCGCUGAGAACAGACUGCAGGAGCAGUCGCAGAUGAAUAUAAAGAAGGAGUGUUCACACCAAGCCUGCCAGACAGAAGAAAGGGGGUGGAACAAGGACUACAAGGGCCUCUUUGAAAGGGCCAAACAGAAAAUCAAUGAUCUGAUAAAAGACAAAGAGACUUUAUUAGCAGCUGCUGAGACCAAGAGCAGCCUCACUACCGCCCAAGAAGAGGAAGAGGAUGUUGAUGAGAUUUCAUCGCAAGUUGGCCGAUUGGUCCAAGAACUGGAUAAAAGAACCAAGGAGAGGGAUGAGCUGCGCUCACAGGUUGACAGUCUGGAGGAGGAAAGGUUGAGCCUGGCAGCCCAGUGUGAAGAGCUAAGGCUAAGCAUGCAGCAGCAAAUGGAAAAUGUGCAAUCUCCUCACAGAACCAUCAAUUUUUCUCUCCAGUCACAGGAGGCAGGAAUGUCGGCACAAUCGCAGUCAGAUGCAUCCAGAAGAUUGGUUCAGCUCCGACACAACAUUGCACCCCUCCUCAUCCCUCACUGGCCUGCUAUGGAUCUGGAGCAAGUAAAUUAUGAGUCUGAUGUCAUUGAUGAGAUCCUGAAGGAAGUUCUGUCUAAUAUGAAUUCAUAGUGCUUCCAUUCCCUACUUGGAGGUCUUCAGGGCUCCACAUUGUAACUAGCUUGGUGCAUUUUACAAUCAUAUUUGAAAUCAUGCAAUAAGGCUCACUGGUGGAACCUAUAAAUAUGCCCCCCCCCCCUUUUUUAUGUAUUUAUGUUUCCCAGUUCUCCACCAAAACAGCAGGUUUAAGUAAAUCUGUGUUUCUGUGCCCUGGUGAAUGAAUUAUAACGACACAACAUGUGAUGGCACGUGCAGGCACAUGACUGUUUUCUUUUAGUUUGCAAGGCAACAAUAUAGAAAACAAAAUAACUCUACACAUAUGCAGUGUUCGUUUCUGUGGUCCAACAUUUCUGUUUUAAGAAUCUAAUUUCCUGACUCAGUUUACAGAGAUGAACUGUUUUAGAGUAAACUGGCAACACAAACUGUCGAGGCCUGAACUGCAGUGUGACUAAUUUAUGCUUCAAACUGCAAAGUAAGGUGAUCUACUAUUCCUUUACCGCUUGGUUCGCAUUUAGGUCGACAUGUUCCAAGAACCAGAGUUUUAAGCAAAUGUGACAAUGUAGCAUUCCAUCACACUGAUGUGUCACCCAGUCCGUUUUGAUACAGUGAAAUAAAGUGUUUCCAUUUUUUACAUUUAGUUUAACCACAGAUUUACUGUUCUGCAAUGAUUUGGCAAGGGUUAUGUCUAGUUUUGUGACAUUCAUGGAUUCAUAUUUAUUGCCCCUUUGUUAUGACUUUAGUAAGCCUUUAUAUCAUUAUUAUUAUUUAUCAUUGGUGUUUAUGAAUUUUUUGUUGGUUUGGCAUUUUUAUCAAGCCCUGCUUUCACUCCUCUACAACAGCCCAGGACUUUUCAUUUCCCAUUUUGAUCAAGUUUUGUUUUUGGACUCAUUGAAACAGCUGCCAGGGAGUCCCGUUUAGAACCUACUGCAGGAACAAAUGUUGGAAAUGAAAUUGUACUUAUUGAAGAUGGCACCCAGGCUGAUGUUCCCUGGGAUCUGGUUGUCAUGCUGUACGCAUGUAAUCCAUGACUCUUUAGGGCACAGUUUCAAAAAGAGGUUUUGCUCUCCUGCUCUUAGCAAAAAAGAAACAUGGCUUAUUAUUUAUUUAAUGCUUCCAUUUUGUUUCUUGCUGUCUGAUCACCAUCUCUGAUCCACCUGUCUGGAACUGUCUAAGGUUCAAGUGGAUCUGCAAAGACUCUUCUAAACUGCUUCGCACUGCUCCCUAAAAAUAACAAGCAGUAUAGUAAGUGAGGUCAGCAUACAUCAUUUUAUUACUAUUAACAGUUUGCUCUAAAGUUUUGAUUUGAAAGCAUUUGUUGAGACUAAAUCAUGUUGCUUCUAAUUCUGUUUUACAAUGGCAGAUUUUUGUGUACAUUUUCUGUGAAAUAUAUUUUUGUACUCAAAUAUUACAUUUUGGUGUUUAUCAUUCACACUGCAGAGGAUUCCCGACAGGACAAAUGGAAGGUGUGGCUGGCAACAGGCCUCAUGGCACAUUUUCUAAGUUGCACAUAUUCAGCUUCCAUCAAUUGUUGGUGCCCGAUCAUCUUGAAUUGUCUUUUUAUUUUUUUUAUUACAGAUAACCAAGAUUAAAAUGAUUUGCAUGUCUCCUAAGUAAGUUCAUUUUCCUAGAGAGGCCAAAAGAAUUUCCAUCUCUCCUCUGACUUUGCAUACUUUGUUAGAGUGUGCAAUACCUUAAGAUUGACAUGAGAUAAGUCUGAGAAGCAUAAGAUGCGUUAUUGAAGAGUUUGUAAAAGCUCAAAAGCUUAUCGCUACUUGUACAAAAAUGCAAGACCACAAAUGAGUAAAAAUCUGGAUGAAUUAAUGAGGGAAUUUUUAUUUAUUUAUGGUUUUCAUGCUGUCUUUUCAACUCCCUAUCAAAAUCCCAUCAGCCUUAAACAGCUUGUACUAGUCAUUUUUGGAGCUUCAUACUUAAAAGAACGAGUUGUCCAAUUGACUUUUUUGCAUGUGACUAUUCGUUGAUAUAGGCUAGCAUCAUUUGUACAAAUAGGAAGGGAAUCUUGAUUCAUCACACUCAUGAGAUGGUCAAUAUUUACAUUUACAGGUACAUUUGCGUCUGCCACAAC
Menidia menidia (Atlantic silverside) is the source of this 5191-nucleotide messenger RNA. Lineage: Eukaryota; Metazoa; Chordata; Actinopteri; Atheriniformes; Atherinopsidae. The record is from the annotation of a GenBank genome assembly.